AUGCAAGAGACGGUGAAGGAUUUCUGGAGAAUGAUUUGGCAAGAAAACUCGGCGAGUGUUGUCAUGGUCACCAACCUGGUGGAAGUGGGCAGGGUGAAGUGUGUUCGAUACUGGCCAGAUGACACCGAAGUCUAUGGAGACAUUAAAGUCACAUUAAUCGAGACAGAGCCACUGGCAGAGUAUGUCAUACGAACAUUCACCGUCCAAAAGAAAGGCUACCAUGAGAUCCGGGAGAUUCGGCAGUUCCACUUCACCAGCUGGCCMGACCACGGCGUGCCCUGCUACGCCACGGGGCUCCUGGGCUUUGUCCGCCAGGUGAAGUUCCUCAACCCCCCGGAGGCAGGACCCAUCGUGGUGCACUGCAGCGCUGGGGCUGGCAGGACAGGGUGCUUCAUCGCCAUUGACAUCAUGCUCGACAUGGCUGAGAACGAAGGCGUGGUGGACAUCUUCAACUGCGUGCGAGAGCUGCGCUCCCAGAGGGUCAACCUGGUGCAGACAGAGGAGCAGUAUGUGUUUGUCCACGAUGCCAUUUUGGAGGCGUGCCUCUGUGGCAACACGGCCAUUCCAGUUUGUGAGUUCAGAUCCAUAUACUACAAYAUCAGCAGACUGGAUCCACAGACCAAUUCCAGCCAGAUAAAAGAUGAGUUUCAGACCCUGAACAUCGUGACACCGCGGGUGCGGCCGGAGGAUUGCAGCAUCGGGCUCCUGCCACGCAACCACGACAAGAACCGCUGCAUGGACGUGCUGCCCCUGGACCGYUGCCUGCCCUUCCUCAUCUCUGUGGAUGGCGAAUCCAGCAACUACAUCAACGCUGCCCUCAUGGAUAGCCACAAGCAACCUGCUGCCUUCAUUGUCACCCAGCACCCUCUGCCCAACACGGUGGCRGAUUUCUGGAGGCUGGUGUUCGACUACAACUGCUCCUCGGUGGUGAUGCUCAACGAGAUGGACGCAGCACAGCUCUGCAUGCAGUACUGGCCGGAGAAGACGUCCUGUUGUUACGGUCCAAUCCAAGUGGAGUUUGUGUCAGCAGACAUCGAUGAAGAUAUCAUCAACCGGAUAUUCCGGAUUUGCAACAUGGCCAGGCCCCAGGACAGCNNNCGCAUUGUGCAGCACCUGCAGUACAUCGGCUGGCCGGCCUACAGGGACACGCCGCCCUCCAAACGCUCCCUGCUCAAGGUGGUCCGGCGGCUGGAGAAGUGGCAGGAGCAGUACGACGGCCGGGACGGGCGCACCGUGGUGCACUGCCUGAAUGGUGGAGGACGCAGCGGCACCUUCUGCGCCAUCUGCAGCGUGUGCGAAAUGAUCCAGCAGCAAAACAUCAUCGACGUGUUCCACAUYGUGAAAACGCUGCGGAAUAACAAAUCCAACAUGGUGGAGUCRCUGGAACAGUAUAAAUUUGUAUAYGAGGUUGCACUGGAAUACUUGAGUUCCUUUUAG
This is a messenger RNA of Malurus melanocephalus (red-backed fairy wren), 1437 nucleotides long. Its product is annotated as receptor-type tyrosine-protein phosphatase T. The transcript has 12 exons. Gene Ontology annotation, molecular function: protein tyrosine phosphatase activity. Gene Ontology annotation, biological process: protein dephosphorylation. Lineage: Eukaryota; Metazoa; Chordata; Aves; Passeriformes; Maluridae. The coding region runs from base 1 to 1437 and encodes 478 amino acids. The record is from RefSeq and is a predicted model, not a curated record.